Carassius auratus (goldfish) is the source of this 1654-nucleotide messenger RNA. RefSeq names its product disks large homolog 4-like. The coding region runs from base 38 to 559 and encodes 173 amino acids. The transcript is spliced from 4 exons. The record is from RefSeq and is a predicted model, not a curated record. NCBI's taxonomy places the organism in Eukaryota, Metazoa, Chordata, Actinopteri, Cypriniformes, Cyprinidae.
CUGAGACACACACACCUCUGGUGAUGCUGAUAAACUCAUGAGAGUCAGUGGAGUGUUUGUCCUGUGUUUGACAGACACUACGCGGCCCAAGCGCGAGUACGAGGUGGACGGCCGAGACUAUCACUUCGUGUCUUCACGUGAACAGAUGGAGAAGGACAUUCAGAGCCACCGCUUCAUCGAGGCCGGACAGUACAACAGCCACCUGUACGGCACCAGCGUCCAGAGCGUCAGACAGGUGGCCGAGCAGCACGGGAAACACUGUAUCCUGGAUGUUUCAGCAAAUGCAGUGAGGAGGUUACAGGCCGCCCAACUUCACCCCAUCGCCAUCUUUAUACGACCCUCAUCCCUGCAGAACAUACUAGACAUUAACAAGCGUGUGACGGAGGAGCAGGCUCGGAGAGCUCUAGACCGAGCUGUUAAACUGGAGCAGGACUUCAUCGAGUGUUUCUCAGCGAUCGUGGAGGGCGACAGCCUCGAGGAGAUCUACCAUCGUGUGAAGUCUGUGAUUGAGGAGCAGUCUGGACCGUAUAUCUGGAUCCCAGCGCGAGAGAGACUGUAAACACACACACACACACACACACACACACUCGUGCGUGAGGACUGCAGCAGGGGCUCAUGGGAGUCUCUAGACUGAAGCAGGUGCACAGGAUGAUCUUUUGAUUCACACGGACACCUUACAUAAUGUAAAUAUGCAUUAAAUAUGCGUCUGUGCGGACACUUACCUCAUCGUGUGAAAACACUGUGUGUGUGUGUGUGUGUGUGUAUGUACGUGUGUGUGUGUGUGUGUGAGAGAGCCACUGCUACUGAUGAUGCUGAUGAAGGUGAUCAUGUGGGUUGUUUCCAUGACGAUUGUGAGCUCAGUGAGUGUAACAGUGUCUGAGGCAAUAUAGACAUGAGCACUGAGCACUUUACUAACACACACACACACACACACACACACUCACUCUCACACACAGACACACACUCGGACAUGACAUGCGUGUGUGUGUGUGUGUCUCAUUGUGAGGACAUGUCUCUAUAGGGCUACUGUUUACAUAUAAUACACACUUUAAUCUGCACAGGGAGAGAAAUUCAUGUGUGUGUGUGUGUGUGUGUGUGUGUGUGUGUGUGAGAGAGAGAGAGAGAGAUUUGGAGCAUUAGAUUCAUUCAGUCACAGAGAGGCUGCAGUGAUUUGUAAAUAAUUUAAUGAUUAAUGUGUGUGUGUGUGUGUGUGUGUGUGUGUGUGUGUGUGUGUGUGUCUGUGUGUGUGUGUGAUGAGUAUUAUUAUUAUUAUACAGAAUAUUCUACAGCUGUACAGACAGAUUCAGAUGAUCUGAACCAAUGGGGCUUUAAACACAUGAACACUGCACUUCUCUGAGCCAAAACUACCCACAAUCCACCUCUCUGCCCAUACAAACACAUGCUGUACUCACGCCUACAUCCACUCCACCCACAAUGCACUGCGCUCAGUCCUCAACAUUCAACCAAAGUGUUUUUCUGCUUUAGUUUGUGUUCGUCUUCAUCUCAGACUCAUGUUCACACACUCACAGACGGACGCUCGCUAUAAUGUGAAAUAAACUGAUUCAUGAAUAUAUUUCCUGCUGUAAACUAGAUACAGUACUGACAUGAUGAUUCAUUAAACUGUUUUAAUAAUUCCUCAGGCUCCCGUGUGUCU